GGGAUGGGAUCUCCGCGGGAUGCGGGGAUGGGAUCUCCGCGGGAUACCGGGAUGGGAUACCCGCGAGAUGCGGGGCUGGGAUCGCCGCGGGAUGCGGGGCUGGGAUCGCCGCGGGAUACCGGGAUGGGAUCUCCGCGGGAUGCGGGGAUGGGAUCUCCGCGGGAUACCGGGAUGGGAUACCCGCGAGAUGCGGGGCUGGGAUCGCCGCGGGAUGCGGGGCUGGGAUCGCCGCGGGAUGCGGGGCUGGGAUCGCCGCGGGAUGCGGGGCUGGGAUCGCCGCGGGAUGCGGGGCUGGGAUCGCCGCGGGAUGCGGGGCUGGGAUCGCCGCGGGAUGCGGGGCUGGGAUCGCCGCGGGAUGCGGGGCUGGGAUCGCCGCGGGAUGCGGGGCUGGGAUCGCCGCGGGAUGCGGGGCUGGGAUCGCCGCGGGAUGCGGGGCUGGGAUCGCCGCGGGAUGCGGGGCUGGGAUCGCCGCGGGAUGCGGGGCUGGGAUCGCCGCGGGAUGCGGGGCUGGGAUCGCCGCGGGAUGCGGGGCUGGGAUCGCCGCGGGAUGCGGGGCUGGGAUCGCCGCGGGAUGCGGGGCUGGGAUCGCCGCGGGAUGCGGGGCUGGGAUCGCCGCGGGAUGCGGGGCUGGGAUCGCCGCGGGAUGCGGGGCUGGGAUCGCCGCGGGAUGCGGGGCUGGGAUCGCCGCGGGAUGCGGGGCUGGGAUCUCCGCGGGAUGCGGGGCUGAGCCAGCCGCGGGAUGCGGAGCCGAGUCGGUCACGGGAUGCAGAGAUGGGAUACCCCCGGGAUGCGGAGAUCGCAUCUCCGCGGGAUGCGCUGCGGGCGCGGCCGCAGCUGCUGCGAGCCUCCAGCCUGCCCGAUGCGCUGCCCCCCGGCCAGAGCCCCCCGGCUGGAGCCUCGCCCCUCCGAACCCCCCCGCAGCACUGCCGAGAGCAGGGCGGUUCGGAAAGCAUCGCCUGGCGUGGCUCCGACAGCAGCGCCGUGACCCCGCCCCGGGAGAUGCGCUCGGAGCAGGACGGACCCCUGGGACAGCCCGGACCCCUGGGGCAGCCCGGAUCCCUGGGACAGCCCGACGGGGUUGUGCCGGGGCCGGGCCCCGCGCAGCCCCCCUGGCUGAACCAGCAGCUGCAGGUGGUGAUGGAGAGCGGGGGCGAGGAGGGCGAUGCCGCCGAGAUGGGCGGGGGUGAAGCAGCCGCCCUCCAGCUGGCAGGGGAGAACGGGAGCCCUGCGGGAACGGGGCUCGGUGUGAGUGAGAUGGACCUGAAGGUGCUGAAGGAAGGUGAGGAGAGGGAUGUGCAGGCUGAAGAGGACGAGGGGAGCGGUGAUCCCCAGGCUCCUGAAGCUGGGGUCACGGCGCUGAAGCAGCAGAUCGCUCACCUGCAGCAGCAGCUGGCCAGGAAGAAAGAGGAGCUCGAGCAGGUCAGGGCAGUGCUGGAGCAGCAGGACCAGGAGAUCCAGGAGAAGGAGAGAAGCAUUAAGCUGCUGGCCAGCCGCAAAGCCGAGCUGGAAGAGCAGCUGUGCCGGGAGAAGUGCAAGGGCAGCGGGGCCCGGCCGUGCCGGGAUGCGGCGGUGAACACGGAGCCCUGGCAGCCGGCAGGGCUCGGGCUGGGCCAGGACAAAGCCAUCAGCGCCGACAUCCCGCUGCCCGGCGGCAGCGCCCGGGGCGGGGAGCAGGGACCGGCUCCGGCACGUCCUGCGGGCGCUGCUGCUCCGUGCUUCGCCCCGCUGCAGAUCCACGAGCACCCCGGCGACCACAACCGGAACCGGCAGAACCAGCAGAACUCCACAGCCGAACGCGAGGCAGGCUUUGGGGAGGAGAAACCUCGGGAAGGAGCCCCUGGCCACGAGGAUGUCCCGGCUGUCGACCCCAUCGGGCAGUACGUGAAGAAGAUCCAGGAGCUGCUGCAGGAGCAGUGGCUGUGCUUGGAGCACGGCUACCCCGAGCUGGCCAGCGCCAUCAAGCAGCCAGCCUCCAAGCUCAGCUCCAUCCAGAACCAAUUAGUUAAUUCCCUCAACUCCCUGCUCUCUGCCUACUCCUCACAAGGGCCUGUGGAUAAGGAGAAUUCCAACACACGCUAUCAACAGUUGGAAAACUCUCCAACCACAAGUCUUAAAUCCAUCAUGAAAAAGAAAGGUUAUGGUUUCCAUGCAGGAGGCAAUGGGACCAAAAAGAAUCUCCAGUUUGUUGGGGUAAAUGGUGGCUACGAGACAACGUCAAGUGAAGACUCGAGCUGUGAGGAGAGCGACAGCGACACCGAGACCGAGGGCAGAGCUGGGGAUGUGGAGCCCGAGCAGGCUGGAAGGGAAAACAAAGGGGCUUCCUCGGGCCAGAAGAGUGAGGAUGAUGAUGAUGGUGAUGGUGAUGAUGCUGGGCAGGAGGAAUCAGCAGGAGCAGCACCCUGCUCUGAGCACCAGGCUCACAGAUGCAAACCCUCUGAAGAUUUCCUUGCUGCCUGCCAGCUCCUCAGUGAACACCUCCCAGAAAUCAGGAGCACAAGCAACAAACAUCUGCAGCCCGUGCUCGCCUCCAUCUCCCAGGAGUGGUUCCAGGUGUCCAGCCACAAGUGUUCCAGCCCAGAGGUGGUGGCAGAGUACCUGGAGGUGCUGGGGGACAUCCAGCCCCAGCUGCUGGAGGCCGUGGUGAACCUGCCUGACAGGAAUGGCAACACUGCCCUGCACUACAGCGUGUCCCACUCCAACUUCCCGGUGGCAAAGCUCCUGCUGGACACAGGGAUGUGCUGCCUGGACCUGCAGAACCGCGCUGGCUACACGGCCGUGAUGCUCACGCCUCUGGCAGUGCCCGAGACCCGCCAGGACAUGGAGGUGGUGAUGAGGCUGCUCAAGGAGGGGGAUGUCAACCUCAGAGCUGCCCAGGGAGGUCAGACCGCCCUGAUGCUGGGGGUGAGCCACGACAGGGACGACAUGGUGCGAGCGCUGCUGUGCUGCCAGGCCGAUGUCAACCUGCAGGACGAGGAGGGGAGCACGGCGCUGAUGCUGGCCUGCCGCCAGGGCAACGCUGACAUGGUCAGGCUGCUGCUGGCCCAGCCCGGCUGCCGGGUCACCCUGACCGACAAGGGAGGGAACUCAGCACUGUCACUGGCCCACGGGGACAUCGCCGCUCUCCUGCGCGCCCACGUGGAGCUCAGCCCGUCCCUGGCCGUGUGACAGAGCAGGACAGGAGCUGGGAGCUCACAGCUCAGUGUGACACUGCCAGCAGGACAGACAGAGCAG
This is a messenger RNA of Ficedula albicollis (Collared flycatcher), 3231 nucleotides long. RefSeq names its product KN motif and ankyrin repeat domains 4 (gene KANK4). Gene Ontology annotation, molecular function: protein binding. Gene Ontology annotation, biological process: negative regulation of actin filament polymerization. The transcript has 9 exons. Bases 4 to 3165 code for a protein of 1053 amino acids. Lineage: Eukaryota; Metazoa; Chordata; Aves; Passeriformes; Muscicapidae. The record is from RefSeq and is a predicted model, not a curated record. Gene Ontology annotation, cellular component: cytoplasm; cytoskeleton.